CUGUGUUGAAAGGGGGGGUGUCCUCUUUGCAAUCAGCAGUCGCCAGCUGCAGCGGAGGGCUCUUCAUCUUUAACCUGCUGCAGACACGCGGAGAGACACGCACUCGUUCACCUGCUGAUAACCGAGCGAAGAUGUUCUGCAGACGGGCAUGGCAGAGGGUCGGGCCGCUGGCACGGUGGGCUUUGAAGCCGACAUCCAGAAACGCAGCUCCAGUGCGACACAUGGCCUUCGGGGUUCCUGGUGGCUCCUCCAACAUGGCGUACUUUGUUCUGUGCGGUGGAGGCCUCACUGCUGCCGUCGUCUAUGCCUACAAGACGGUCAACGGUGAUAGUGAGCGCUAUGAGGACAGACUCGCCAGCAUGGGCUCCACAGCAAAGGCACCAGAAGCAGCGGUACCGGAAGCAGCGGCACCAGAAGCAGCAGCACCAGAAGUGGAAGCUCCCACAGCUGAAGCAGAAGCGCCAGAAGCAGCAGCUCCCGCAGCUGAACUCGCCCCAGUGGAGGAGGCAGCACCGGUAAUAGAGGUCGUUGCCGAGUCUGCCCCUGCAGAACCAGUAGCGGAGACCGCUGCUGAACCUGUCGCCGAGGCUGUGUCUGAAGAAGCAGCCGCUGUCGCCUCAGAGGUUGUUGCAGCUGAGCCAGCAGUCGCAGCUGAGCCAGCAGUCGCAGAAGAAGCUGCUCCACCUGCAGCGGUUGAGGUGGUUCCAGAAGCUGCUCCAGUCCCUGUGGAAGUCGCUGCCACAGAGGAGACGCCAGCAGAAGAGACACCAGCAGAGGCCCCUGCAGCAGAGAGUGCUGAAUCUAUGCCAGACCUGCUCACAGCUGUGAAGAUUUUGACCGGCUCCACAGUUGAGAUUGCAGCAGCCUCUGUUGGUGAGACGAGUCUGGUGGAAGCUGUCCGGAAAAUAGAGGAAGAUGGAAAAGGUUUGGACUCCACACUGGAGGAGCCAGAAGUCCUGGAAGCAACCACAGAGGUGGUGGCUAAAGAAGUGACUGAAGAGCCGACUGUUGUAGUGAACGAGGAGGAGCUGAAUUCUGCAGAGGUUGAUGCAGAAGAUGCAGGAGCUCCACCUGCUGAAGAGGAGACAUCUGCUCCUGUAGCAGCAACAGUGGAGGAAGGGGAGGAGGAGGAGGAGGCAGCACUUCCUGAGGAACCUACGACUUCAGCUCCGACAGUGGAGGAGGUGGGUGAGGUUGAGGCUGAAGAUCAGACUGGAGCUGCCCCAGAGGAGGCCACCACCACUGCUGAAGCAACGGCUCCUGCUGAGACAUCAGUGGAGGAGACAGCUGCCGAAGCUCCGGCAGAGGAGACGGUAGAAGCUGUGGAAACAGACGGGGAAGCUGCAGCAGUUGUGGACACGAUUCAGCUGGCAGCGGCCUCCUCUGGGUCAGACCUGGAGGUCCUUUCAGCUUCUGAAGCAGAGUCUACAACAGAGGCUCCAGUACAUGAGGCCAAGCAUUGCCACUCCUGCCACUCUGCGCCAUCAGCAGAGGAGGUGGCGCCACCUGUUGCCGAGGGAGCUGAGGAUAUAACACAUGAAGCCAAGGAAGCAGUGUCAUUGAUGGAAGGACAAACCACAGAGACUAUGGUGGUGGUGACAGCCCAGUCAUAACAUGAGAAACAGUGUGCCUUCCACAACACUGGCUUAUCUGUCAACCCAGCCAGGACGACCCAUGAAAACACAAGGACUAUCUACAGGUUUAACUAGUGACUGUGUCCUUUUUAAAAUGUUAUCACAGAGUUUUUAAAAUGUUUCUGAUCAAUCUCUGUUAGCAUUUGAGAAAUUAUUCCCAUUAUGUCUCUUGUCCUCUAGAUGCCACUGUUGCAAAGCUUUUCAUGACCAGUUCAAUUGAAGUUUCUGUAAAGGUGUUGUAGUAAGCACUGGAAGUGGUUUGUUGUUACUGUAAUGUUGCUUUUCAUAGAUAUUGCCUACUUAGCCUACAAACUGUACCGAGAAUUGUAAGUGGGGUGCACCUAUGUUAUCCCACGUCAUUUCCCACUCAACACUCAAUCAACAAUUAUAACAGCAUGAAGACAUACAUUUUUUUGUCACUUUUGCCAUAGUACGAAUGCAGAUGCAAGACAAGUUUAAUUUAUUGUUUGCUGAUUUGAGAGGGAGGCAUUCCUAGAAGAAAACAUUACAACAAUACCAGUGAAAGAUAUUGCACCAAUGCUGAUAUUUCCACUGAUAUCACUAGUAUAUCCAUAUUUUGGUGCAUAUUUAUUUUCUAUUUUUUAGUGCUGAUUGUUGUUGUGUAUGAUUAUAUUCAACAGUAACAUGCCUCCACUUCUCUAAAAGUUGUAGAUGGCUGCUUUGUUUUAACAUAUUUAUAGAUUUACUGCAUAAAUGAUCAUAUAUUAACUAUAUAUUAUAUUAAUAUAUUUAAAUAGUUAAUAUACCGGUUUUAUGUAGUUCAUUUCGAUGUCUGUGUUAUCAUGAUAAUGUGCUCACAUAGACACUUUAAAUAAAGUGAUAUACAAACAAUUUCACUUAACUUAAAUAUUCUUGUGUUAACCAGUGUUAUUAAUUCACUGUCCUGUAGUGGAUGUCAGUGCACUGACCACUUGAGGGAGACAGAUGACUGUUAUUUAAUCAUUUGUCUAAGUUUAUAGAUUUUUUGGAGCUUUUUUAGAAUAACUUGUGACCAUCAUGACAUCAUCUUUGUUUCCAUCAGGCAAAGAGAAGCAAGAAAAUGAAUUCCUUAAAAACAACAACACAUUAUUUAUCCUCUGUUUACAGCGGGUGGGUCAGGAAAUGUUUUUUAAUUGAAACAAAUAAAAACUCUCGCUAAUAAAGCAGUGAAAUGGAUGCUCUGGUGAGCUCGGAUUGUUUAUUGUACGGCCUGACGUCACGAGUGUAAUUUGCCUGAACAAGCGGAGAGUUACUGACAGCACACUGUCUCCUCCUUUCUCCUCCUUUCUCCUCCCGCGGCUCUGUCCAUUCACUGUCCCACAUGAAACGCCAAAGGGCACCAAGCUCUUUGCACUCUUCUGUCCGGAGACCAUGAACACAAACCACUAACGUUGACGUUGGGUUAGCCAGCCGUAAGCAGCGGGACUCCUCCGCCAACAACAGCAGCGGGACCAGAGCCGUCCGGAGGGGAGGUUACUGUUUCCACUGGGCAGCCACAGUCGUACCUGAACGUUCAGUAAUGGGGCUAAAUCAUGAGAAGCCUGUCGAGGAAACUCCAGAUACAGACUAAUUUAUAACUCAUUAUGGUAAUUUUCAUGCUUCAUGUCUUUAUUUGGACACCCAGGGCUGACUCUCAGCUGAUUCCAUUGGAAUAUGGUUUAAAAUCAAAUACGACCAGCUCUGUAAUACUAAGAUCGUUUAAGCUUAUAACUUUCACAAAUGGUAAUCGCACAACACAUGUUAGGAGUUUUGAAUGACAUAGGCACUUAAUAUAAGAAGUAGCAGACCAAAAUAAACUACAACAGUUGGUUCCAUUAUGCCAAAUAUACCACCAUAUCACCACUACUGAGGUUUCAUGUUACAUUCAUGUCAUGUGGGAAUAACAAAGCAACUUGCUUGUAAUAUCACCAGGCAACGAUUCAUCUUUUCCAACUACUUAAUUAGAGUUUCAUUAGUUGUCAAUUCAUUGAUUUAUUAUUCUUUUGAUGAAUCGACUAGAAUCAGUCUGAUGCUGAUUGCAGUUUCCACAGUCUACAGUGAUGUUUUUAAAUUGUUUGUCUGACCAACUCUCCAAAACCCAAAAUAUAUUUAAUGUGCUGUAACAUCAAACACAAAUAGAAAAAUCCUCACGUAAAUGAGGAAUCCAAUAUCAAAUUGGUUAAUUCACUAAAUAUAAUAGAAAAGGCCCUUUUUGCCAAACUUUCAAAUUUUUUGUUUCAACUAUAGUCACAUAGCUAUAGUUGAAAUGACUCUUCCACGGCUAUAGAUGUGAUCUAGCACAAUUAAUACUGUUGUAUUAUAUUAUUUCAUUUAAUUCUGUUUCAGAUUGACAUAUGUUUUUUACUUAUGUUUUACCACACACAAAAAAGCUUGAUAAUGAUCGUUUCCCCCACCCCUCUGUAAUGUGUCAGUGUUGAGAUAUUAGGCAAGACUGUCAUUUGCAUUUUAGAACAAACUGUGAAGGUUUGAGGCUUAUUUGGACACCAGAUACUAAUAAACCUGUAUUGUAAAUUGAGCAAAGGGAAUGUAUGACCCAAAAAUGCUAACUGACACAGGGGCUAUUUUUCUAGUCAUUGAAUGACAAAGGUUUAGAUGUGACACUACAACACUGCAGAGAAUUUAUAACCCAACUUUAUUACUACGUCAUUGUAGCAACUGAGUUAUAGUGGAACUAGUGGGUGUGUGUGUGUGUGGGUUGGGUGUGGAUGUCAAGUAAAUCCUGAGUUUAUACUUGACAUGUAUGUGGACGUUGGGUCGUCAGUGUGUGUGUGUGUGUGUGUGUGUGUGUGUGUGUGUGUGUGUGUGUGUGUGUGUGUGUGUGUGUGUGAGUGUGAGUAUGGUAGAGGGCAGGGCACAAGGCAGGGCGUUGUAUCUUUACCAACAGCCCCAGUUACUUGGAACAAAAGCUCUGUUGUUGAAAGAUCAUGUGACUGUGUGUGUGUGUGUGUGUGUGUGUGUGUGUGUGUGUGUGUGUUCCACCCUUGUCAUGUGAUCUGAGCUCAGGGCAGGGUCUAAGAAGUGCUGAGUAGCUCUGAGAGGUUCCUUCCAUCCAGGGAACAGGCAGACAGAGACAGCGAGCAUGCAGGCGGAGAGAGGAGGUGAACUGCCAGGCAGAUGGAUGGACGGAUGGAUGUCAGACAGAGAAGAGGUGUGGGGGAGAGACAGAGAAAGAUACAGAGAACGUCCUGUUGCUCUUGCUUACCAAGGCAAGACAACACCAGCCUUAUUCUUUCAUCCUCCUUCUCGUCUCUCCGUGGAUUUUGAAGCAGCAGCCAAGUAAAGAUGCAAGCCUGCAUUUUGAAUUGCAUCAACUUUUCUGUGGCAAGGCAAGUUCAGACUUCUUUCCUUUUAGUUUGGACGUGUGUGGCGGGAUCACAUGGUGGGAAAGUUGGCCUGUCAGGAUGACUCCGCUGUAUCUUGUGAAGUCUCCAGACUAGCACUGACUCACCAUGAACUAGAAAAAUAUUGGCAAAAGAAACAAGCAACUCGUCUCCCCUCACCCCUGAAUUUGAGGCAUUCACAUUAAGACAUGUAGCUCUAGCUCUUAUACAAAAUGGCUCUCAUUUCAGACAUAUUUUCAAUUCCUAGAAUACCAGCAUGACUAGUAAAGAGUGAAAAGAUCAAGCUGGCUGCUUUUAACCUUUAAAAUUAUUAAUUUUGUUGCUUGUAAUGUGACAGGUAUCUGCUGGUAGUUUCUGAAUGAAGUGGUUUGCUGAAAUGGUAAUAAUGCAGGCUCUUUUACUCCUUUACUCCUUUCUACCUCCGUUUGAGCUGACUAGCGAUAAGGCAGCCACGUGUUCGCAGGCGUCCAGCAGGUCCUGUAAUUCUUGUUUGAGUCAAUGAAACUCUUAACAGAUCAGUGUAUUUGCUUUUGUGUGUGUGAUUGAAUGUGUGUGCAUGGGAUUAACCCACUCUGGGCCUGCAGCAUGCAUGUUUCAUGGUCCAUGUCUGUAUUUCUCUGCCUAUAUGGAUGUUUUCAGUGUCUUAGUUGGGUGAAAAUAAAGACUGGAUAGAGAGGAAACAACAAUAGAACAAAUCUCAUCUAAAAUCAAGGCAUUCAAGAGAGGAUUGCAAUGAGAGGUUAUUGCCCAGGCUGGUCCAUACUGACAUAUGCUGUCAUUUUAGUGCCAGAUCAUUCUGUUGACCGAGUGAAAACAUACAUGCACCACAUACAGGACUCUGCACUUUGAGCCUCCCUUCCACUCAAUGUCUUUCUAAAUGACUUUCUAACCAAAUGAGUUAGAUGGGCUCAAUAGAUUACCAAAACCCAGUGUCACAAUCCCCAACUCUUCCGUGAACUUGCAGAAUGACCUCUGUCAGUUUAACAGCAAAAUAACGGCACAUGGUGCAACACAUGUACACACCUUUCUUUGGUUAUCCUGUUUCUGUGCCAGAGAGCAGCAGGUCAAGUAUGAAGUAUUACAACAUGUCUGCACGUUCUUAAAAAGUCUAAAAUCCAAUAAGCUGAAUUUUAGGCCUUAAAAUGUCUUUAAAAUCAUCAAUUAAGUUAAUGUUACUUGUAUAAAGUUGCAUUUUUUCAGUCUGUCUGGGAAACAUCUGUAUUACUCAUGCUGUAACAACUACAAAACAAAACUGACAUGGAACCAAUAAAGAUUUCCCUUAAUA
Dicentrarchus labrax (European seabass) is the source of this 6260-nucleotide messenger RNA. RefSeq names its product mitochondria localized glutamic acid rich protein b (gene mgarpb). The transcript is spliced from 7 exons. The record is from RefSeq and is a predicted model, not a curated record. Bases 132 to 1613 code for a protein of 493 amino acids. Lineage: Eukaryota; Metazoa; Chordata; Actinopteri; Moronidae.